Molecule: messenger RNA, 3085 nt
Organism: Oryza sativa Japonica Group (Japanese rice)
Lineage: Eukaryota; Viridiplantae; Streptophyta; Magnoliopsida; Poales; Poaceae
Source: RefSeq, a predicted model, not a curated record
GGGGGGGGGGGGGGGGGGCCCAAAACCCAGCCCACUAAAACCACACUCCGAUCCGAAACCGUCUUCGUCUUCGUCUCCGGCCGCCUCUCCGCCUCCACUCUUCCUCCUCCCGGCGGCGAGCUUCCCCUCUCCGCCCGCGCCCAUGGCGCCCACGGUUCUGAUGGUCGCGGAGAAGCCCAGCAUCGCGCUCUCCAUCGCCUCCGCCCUCUCCGGCGGCCGCAUGUCUACAAGGAAGGGAAGUACAGAUGUCCAUGAGUUUGAUGGGAUGUUUCAGGGUUCUCAUGCAUUUUUCAAAGUGACAUCAGUCAUUGGACAUGUCUUGAGUGUAGAUUUUCCACCUGCAUAUCAGAAUUGGGAAGGGACUGAUCCAAUGGAUCUAUUUGUGGCUCCAGUUCUGCGAUCUGAAUGCAACCCUAAGGCUCAUAUCCGCAGGCAUCUAGCUCAGGAAGCUCGAGGCUGCACCUACUUGGUACUCUGGCUUGAUUGUGACCGAGAAGGAGAAAACAUAUGCUAUGAAGUAAUUGAUUGCACUGGAAUUCCUAAAAGUGAGGUUGGCAGAAGAAUUUUCCGAGCCAAAUUUUCGUCCGUUACUGAGAAAGAUAUAAUGGAUGCUAUGAAUAAUCUUGUUUUGCCAAGUAAAGAUGAGGCACUAGCAGUUGAUGCUCGCCAAGAAAUUGACUUGAAGGUAGGAGUAGCAUUUACUCGAUUUCAAACCAGAUAUUUUCAAGGAAAAUAUGGAAAUCUCGACUCAAGAGUAAUUUCGUAUGGUCCAUGCCAAACACCUACACUUGGAUUCUGUGUACAACGCUAUCAGCAGAUUACCACAUUCAAACCAGAGAAAUUUUGGUCCUUGAAAACUUAUGUUAUCAAGGAUGGUAAUGAAAUUCAGCUUGAAUGGGAUAGGAAGAAACUUUUUGAUUUUGAUGUUACUGUAAUGUUCCAAAAGAUGGUGGCCAGUGAUGGUAUUUUAAAAGUAACCGACAUAUCAGUGAAGGAAGAGUGCAAAGCCCGCCCGCCUGGCCUUAAUACAGUUAAUUUGCUUAAGGUUGCAUCAAGUGCACUAGGUAUUGGACCUCAGACAGCAAUGCACUUGGCAGAAAGGCUUUAUACCCAAGGAUUCAUCAGUUAUCCACGUACAGAGAGCACUGCCUAUCCUUCAUCAUUUGAUUUUAGAAGUGCACUCGCUGCACUUGCACAUAAUCCUUUGUGGUCCAAUGAUGUUCGGACGUUACUGGACACUGGGUUUGUUAAGCCCAAACAGGGUCAUGAUGCUGGGGACCAUCCCCCAAUAACUCCAAUGAGAUUGGCAACAGAAGAAGCUUUGGGAACUGAUGCUUGGAGGCUGUACCAGUACAUUUGUCAGCAUUUUAUUGGCACUGUCAGUCCUGAUUGUAGAUAUACGAGGACUUCCAUUGAGUUCACUUCAGGUGGAGAGACUUUCCACUGUGUUGGCAACCGGGUCACUUCUAAAGGAUUUACUUCUAUUAUGCCAUGGCUGGCUGUGAGUGAGAAUAAUAUCCCUGCAUAUAAAAAGGGCGAUGCUGUUAGCAUCCAUAAGGUUGACAUAUAUGAGGGUAGCACCACACCUCCUGACUACCUUAGUGAGAGUGAAUUGAUCUCUCUCAUGGAGAAGAAUGGCAUAGGUACAGAUGCAUCAAUUCCUGUGCAUGUAAACAACAUCUGCGAGCGUAAUUAUGUUCAGGUGAAUUCCGGAAGAAGAUUAGUACCAACACCCCUGGGAACUACAUUGAUAAGAGGGUAUCAGUGCAUUGAUGCUGAUCUGUGCUUACCAGAUAUCCGAAGGUUUAUUGAGCAGCAGAUUACUCUAAUUGCAAAAGGUGAAGCUGACCAUCUUCAAGUUGUGCAGCAUGUUCUUCAGCAGUUUAUGAAAAAGUACUCGUACUUUGUGAAAAAGAUUGAAAACAUGGAUGCUUUGUUCGAAGCACAGUUUUCACCUUUGGCUGACUCUGGACGUUUACUGAGCAAGUGUGGAAAAUGUGCUCGGUAUAUGAAGUACAUUUCCACUCAGCCAAUGAGGCUGUACUGUGUAACUUGUGAAGAGGUCUACUAUCUUCCCCAGAACGGUUCCAUUAAGCUUUACAAGGAAAUCAUUUGCCCCCUUGAUGGGUUUGAGUUGCUACUGUUUUCAAUGGUUGGCCCUGAUGCAAAAUCCUUCCCACUGUGUCCUUUUUGCUACAACAGUCCUCCAUUUGAAGGCAUCGACAAACUCUUCGGUGCACUCAAGCUUGAUGACACUGGCAAGGUUGGGAAAGGGGCUGGCAUGCCAUGCUUCCUCUGCCUGCACCCCACAUGUAAACAAUCUAUGAUCACUCAAGGAGUUUGUGCUUGUCCUGAGUGUACUGGUACCCUAAUUCUUGAUCCAGUCAGCGCACCCAAAUGGCGGCUUUACUGCAAUAGAUGUAACUGCAUUGUCCUGCUCCCACAUGCCGCUCAUAAGAUCAGUACUACAGAUAAGAAGUGCCCAACAUGUGAGUCUACUAUCAUCGAAGUUGAUUUUAACAAGAAAACUACCCCACUUAAGGAUGGAGCUACUUUGCAUGAGGGUUGCAUCUUGUGCGAUGAGCUGUUGCAUUCGCUCAUUGAGAUGAAGCAUGGGAAGUCAUUUUUUAUGAGGAGAGGUAGAGGAAGAGGCAGGGGUAGAGGUCGAGGGAGAGGAAGCAGUAGGGGAAGACGGGGGAGCUCAAGACACGAUGAUCCUAAGAUGAGCUUCAGAGAUUUCUGAAAGUUUCAGGGCUUAAACCUAUAUGUAAGUACAUGCAACACUAGUUAGAAACUUAACCACCACUGUUGUUCUUUCCAUUUUCUUCCUGUAUAAACCCUAGAUCAAGUUAUCUUUCAUGGUUUUGCUACCAUGCUAAGACUGUUAUUUCUGUUUCUAUUGGAUGAAGUUAGGCUUGUUUCCCAGGUUGAAGAAUGGCUGUGUAGCAUCGAUCUUAUGUAAACAGUGGUUGGUAAAUGGUAACAGGGCCAACGGUUGCAAGGGUUGGUGAGAUACUGACAAUUGAGAACUUCUGGGUCGUAAUGCGUUUACCAACGACACAACACGAGGCAAAUUGCUACCCAA